Molecule: messenger RNA, 2423 nt
Organism: Enhydra lutris kenyoni (northern sea otter)
Lineage: Eukaryota; Metazoa; Chordata; Mammalia; Carnivora; Mustelidae
Product: keratin, type II cuticular Hb5
Exons: 9
Coding region: 103-1626 (507 amino acids)
Biological process (GO): keratinization; intermediate filament organization
Cellular component (GO): keratin filament
Molecular function (GO): structural constituent of skin epidermis
Source: RefSeq, a predicted model, not a curated record
UAAAAGGACCAGGGAGGAUCAGAGAGGCCAGAGGAUCCUAAGCAGCGCACCUGAAGCCUUCACUUACUCCUGCCGCACUCAGCCUCUGCUCAGACCCGCACGAUGUCCUGCCGCUCCUACAGGAUCAGCUCAGGCUGUGGGGUCACCAGGACCUUCAGCUCCUGCUCAGCUGUGGCCCCCAAAACUGGCAACCGCUGCUGCAUCAGUGCCGCUCCCUACCGAGGGGUGUCCUGCUACCGGGGGCUGACGGGCUUCGGCAGCCGCAGCCUCUCCAACCUGGGCUCCUGCGGACCUCGCAUGGCCAUGGGCGGCUUCCGCGCCGGCUCCUGCGGCCGCAGCUUUGGCUACCGCUCCGGCGGCAUGUGCGGGCCCAGCCCGCCCUGCAUCACCACCGUGUCCGUCAACGAGAGCCUCCUCACGCCCCUCAACCUGGAGAUCGACCCCAAUGCGCAGUGCGUGAAGCAUGAGGAGAAGGAGCAGAUCAAGUGUUUGAACAACAGGUUCGCUGCCUUCAUCGACAAGGUGCGCUUCCUGGAGCAGCAGAACAAGCUGCUGGAGACCAAGUGGCAGUUCUACCAGAACCAGCGUUGCUGCGAGAGCAACAUGGAGCCCCUGUUCAAUGGCUACAUCGAGACUCUGAGGCGGGAGGCUGAGUGCGUGGAGGCUGACAGCGGGAGGCUGGCGUCGGAGCUCAACCACGUGCAGGAGGUGCUGGAGGGCUACAAGAAGAAGUAUGAAGAGGAAGUGGCUCUGAGAGCCACGGCAGAGAAUGAGUUCGUGGUUCUAAAGAAGGACGUGGACUGCGCCUACCUACGGAAAUCCGACCUGGAGGCCAAUGUGGAGGCACUGGUGGAGGAGUCUAGCUUCCUGAAGCGUCUCUAUGACGAGGAGCUCCAGGUGCUCCACGCCCACAUCUCAGACACCUCGGUCAUCGUCAAGAUGGACAACAGCCGGGACCUGAACAUGGACUGCGUUGUGGCUGAGAUCAAGGCUCAAUACGAUGACAUCGCCAGCCGCAGCCGGGCUGAGGCUGAGUCCUGGUACCGCAGCAAGUGUGAGGAGAUGAAGGCCACAGUGAUCCGGCAUGGGGAGACCCUGCGCCGCACCAAGGAGGAGAUCAACGAGCUCAACCGCAUGAUCCAGAGGCUGACUGCUGAGAUCGAGAAUGCCAAGUGCCAGCGGGCCAAGCUGGAGGCUGCCGUGGCUGAAGCAGAACAGCAGGGCGAGGCAGCCCUGACCGAUGCCCGCUGCAAGCUUGCGGAGCUGGAGGCCGCCCUGCAGAAGGCCAAGCAGGACAUGGCCUGCCUGCUCAAGGAGUACCAGGAGGUGAUGAAUUCCAAGCUGGGCCUGGACAUCGAGAUCGCCACCUACAGGCGGCUGCUGGAGGGCGAGGAGCACAGGCUGUGUGAAGGUGUGGGCUCCGUGAAUGUCUGUGUCAGCAGCUCCCGCGGGGGAGUCGCCUGUGGGGGCCUCACAUGCAGCACGACUCCUGGGCGCCAGAUUGCCUCUGGCCCUGUAGCCACCGGUGGCAGCAUCACGGUGAUGGCGCCUGACUCUUGUGCCCCCUGCCAGCCCCGCUCGUCCAGCUUCAGCUGCGGGAGCAGCAGGUCCGUCCGCUUUGCCUAGAGUCCCAGGCCACCUGUGUCCCCGUCCCCAGAGCACGGAAUGGUGUGUGAAUGGAAAUCGUGUGCUUGCUUCCGGAAUCUUCCACGUGUUCCUACAGAGGGAAAGACCCUCGGCCACGCUCUGGCACCUUCUCAUUCUAGGGAGUUGUUUCCUGGUUCUCCUCUGGGCUUCAGUUAGAGAGGCAUUCCCAGUCCUUCACCUAACUCCGGUUUGACUCCAAAAGACCGUGGCCAGUUUGUAUCAUUCUCCAAGCUGUCUGGAACACUACCGGUCACCCAGGGUGGCUGGACAUCAUGGGAGCUUGGCCUUCCCGGGAGACAAGGAGUGAGCCUAACUCCCCGCCAGGUCUCCUACAGGCUGAGAGUCUGAGAGGAAAUCCUCCCUCCCAGCAGCAGUCCUCCCUCUCUCCUGGCUGGGAGUUCUGCAGGAAGCAUUGGCCCAGGGUUAUUCUUGUUUGUGUUUUGCUUGUCUCUCUAACUGACUGCCUUCUUUGGGUUAACCUGUCCCAGCCAAACUCCUCAUGUGAACUCCCAGUUGAGGGGCUCAUUACGGAGGGGAAUCCUUUUGACUUGGCACAGGUCUUGCUAUUCAUUGCACCUUUAUACAUUUCAAAGAAAACUCCAAGGUUGCUCCAGACCUCCCCCUGCGGGUGCAGGUGGGGUGUGUCCAAUGUGAGCCAGUGGGAUGGAGAAGGUUAGGCCACUUCCUGAGUCUCCCUCUUGUUACGACUGUCUGUGGGUGCCUUGCCUUCUGGGUUGUCUCAGUCUGUGUUUCAAUAAAUGCUGCUUUGAUGCAAG